ACCCGUUUGGCAACCUCGGGCGCAGCCAGGCCCCGCCCAGAAGUUUCCGGGACACGCCCCGGAAGUGCUGAGAGGGACUUCCGCCCCGCGGCGAGGCCUCGGAGCUCGUUGCUGCUCACAGGCAGAGAAACGCUGAAGUGUUCCUGAAGACUCUUCAAUUACAGGAAAAGCUGCAUGACUGCAUCUUUAGAGGAGUUGGUUUCGCUGGUUCCAAGGAUUCUGUUAAUGAGAAAACUCCACAGGCCAGCAUUCUGUAAGCUGCCUCCAGCAGCCCAGUUGACAGUGGCUGAGGCCAGUUCCUGAUCAUCCUAUCUGAGGAACACCAGGAAUCAAGGCCAGAGGUGUGAACAAGGUGUCAACUCUGAAGGGAAGGUUUUUCUAAGGAUGGACCCACACCAGAAGGUCCCUAGCAUAUAUAAUGGGGAUACUUUACAAACUCCUGAGUAUGAAAAAGUCUCUCAGUAUGAGGACCAAUUAGAAAGGCAUGAGGGUAGGCGCAUGGAAGAAAGACGAUAUAAAUGCAAUGAAUGUGGAAAGAAGUUUGCCCAGAGCUCAGGCCUUGUUCGACAUCAGAGAAUCCAUACUGGAGAGAAACCCUAUGAGUGUGAUCACUGUGGAAAAGCCUUUAGCGUGCGCUCAACCCUCACUGUGCAUGAAAGAAUCCACACUGGUGAGAAGCCUUAUAUUUGUAAUGAGUGUAAGAAAGCCUUCAGUGUAAGGGCACACCUGAUUAUACAUCAGAGAAUCCACAAUGGAGAGAAACCCUAUGAAUGUAAUGAGUGUGGCAAAGCAUUUAGUGUGAGCUCAGACCUUAUCAAACAUCAGAGAAUCCAUACUGGUGAGAAACCUUAUGAGUGUGAUGAGUGUGGAAAAGCUUUCAGUGUGAGCUCAGCCCUCAUCAAGCAUCAGAGAAUCCAUACAGGAGAAAAGCCAUAUGAGUGUAAGGAAUGUGGGAAGGCUUUCUAUGUGAACUCAGCACUUAUUAAUCACCAGAGGAUUCACUCUGGAGAAAAGCCCUAUGAGUGUGGAGAGUGUGGAAAAGCAUUCAGCCAGAUCUCAACACUUAUUCAUCACCAGAGAAUCCAUACUGGAGAGAAACCAUAUGAGUGUGAAGAGUGUGGGAAAGCUUUCCGUGGGAGUUCUAACCUUACUAAACACCAGAAAAUACAUGCCAAAGGAAAGUGUCAUCAGUGAUUUAUGGGCAAAUAUAUUCCAAAGGGCUUUUGUUACAUCAGAAGAUACCAUCGAAAGAAGAGUAUGGUUAAAGUUAAUGCCUUAAUUGACACUUCACCCUUGAAAUACUGAAGUGAGAAAUCACUGAAAAGUAACUCCAUCAGCAUUGUUUCUAAGGCUCUAAAGUCACAUCUACUUCUGAGAAUGCAAUUUUGCAACUCAUAAGAAACAAGGUCUUACUAUGUUACCCUGGCUGGUCUCCACUUCCCCUGCUCAAGCGAUCCUCCCACCUUAUCCUACCUAAGUGCUGGAAUUACAGGCAUGAGCCACCAGGUUAGGCUAUUUUUCUAUUUUAACAGCGAUUUCUCCCUCUUGAGUAAUAGUCCUGAAAUUUUUUAUUCCUGAAAUUUAAUUCAUGUGAGGUUCAAAAUGAAUAUGCCAAAUCGAUAGAAAUUACAGAUAGCUUUGGUGGUUCACAUUUGGAAUAGAUUAUAGAGAACACUCUCUGGGAAGGUGAAAUGGUGUUCACUUCUUAGAAAGAGGCUCUGUGUUGCAAAGGGAUGCACAGUUUCCAUGAAUUAUCCUAAUCAGCACUUCAGGCAAGUCAGCUGUAAAACACACUGGACCUCAUGAAGCUCUGAGCCAACUUGUGGCCAGUAGGCACUAAGAUCAGAGAUGCAUAUGGAAAAGCACAUGAUGAAGCCUCUGGUAUUGGAGUAGUGCCUACAGCCCUGCCCAAGGCCUGGAUAUGGGGAUUGAAGGCAAAGAAGAUCAUGGUUCUGGAACUCACGUUGAGGAAAUGGACCUCACUCAGGGAAUGGGGCACAUUAGAGAAGGUAAAAUACAUACUGUACUUAGAGCAGAAGUGAAGGGCUUCAGGAAGUUCUCUUUGCUUUGCUGAGUUCAUCUGUGAAUUCUUUUGCCCUGCUUCUUCCUGUCUUUGGCAAGUGAAGGAGACUAGGUUUUCCUUGAUUUGACCUGUUACCCCAUUUCUGUGCUGUUACCUUCAAUGUUUUUAGUGUUUACCUUUCUAACUCCAGCUAUCUUGGUUUGUUUCUAGAAUGGAGGUUUACAGACAGUCAUCUGGGUGGAGGACACCCUUUUGGGAUCAGCACUGAAAGUAAUGCCAUAUCCCGUUCCAAACCAGCACAACUAUAAAUACUAAGCAGUGAGUGGUAUUCUGAAGACUGAAGGAGGAGCUAUUUCUGAAAACAAAUGUAUUUUGUUGAAGAAUUUAACCAUUAAGCGAUCAGGAUAUGUGUACUGUGAUUAUUCCUUUUGAGCUCAAAGUAAGGUAUUAGUGAUUAUUUGUUUUAGGUUGGGUCUUGUGCCAGAUGCUAGGAAUACAAAAACAAGUGAAAAAAGCACCCUAAUCUCGGGGCUCGAAGGCUAUUUGGUGACAGGGAGAAGAGAGUAGAUAGAAAACAACAAAUACUGUGAUAAAGCCUCUGGAUUUGUAGGGUACUUUGCACUGAAGAAGGUUUAACAAUGACUCACGAAAACAAUUGAAAAGGCUUUGGAGGAGGACCAAAGCUUGGAGGAAAAGAAUGAGUUCUUGAGCCACAUGAUAAAGAAGAAUGAGGGAGGGUACAGUGAGAAUAGCAUGUGAAAAAGCACAGUGCAUCUGGGGGUAAAGAAGGAAGUUUUCACGGACCUUGAUUAUAUUUCAAGAAUCAUAGAAUGUGCAUAUGAAAGUAGUAUAUUAUGACCAGACCAUGACAUUCUUUGUUCUGCUAAGAAGUAUGAAACAUAUUCUUUAGGCCAGUGUUUCUUCAAACAUUUUGUGCAGUAAGAAACCCAUUUUAUGUCAUAACUCGGUGUACCAUUUUUGGGAGAGACCAUCCUCCUUGGGCCUUGCAUUCCUACAUGUCUUGGUGGGUAUGCCAACAUUGCAAGGGCAUGACAGCUCUUACUCAGGCCACUUUUUAUUGUCAUGCAGCUAGUAACCUUGAAAGAUGAGGUGACAUCUCUUCGACUAAGAGUAGGUUAGCUUGCUUGCUUACUUAUUAUUGCUUGGUAUUCUUUUGGAAAGUUCCUGUUCAAUUUUUUUACAUGUUUAUAGGAAUUAUUUACAUAUUCUGGAUAUGAGCUCUUUUCAUAGAGGAUGCAAAUAUUAUCUCCAUCUUUAUAGCUUGCCUUUUAUUCUCUUAAUGGUGUCUUUUGAUGAAUAUACGUUUUUAAUUUUAAUAUAGUCCUAUUUAUCAAUAUUUUUCUUUCAUGUGUGUCUUGUGUCUUUUGAAUAAUUCUUUCUCUCCCUUAAGAUCAUGAAGAUAAUCUCUACCAUUUUAAAAAGUUUUCAAAUUUGCUUUAUCAUUUAUAUCUGUAAUCCAUUUGAAACUUAUUUUUCUGCCUGAGUGAGGUAAAGUCUAAUUUCAUUCUUUUCCCAUAUGGAUAUUCUUUUCAUCCUUCAUCACUUAUGGGAAUGCCUGUCAUUUCCCACUGUUCUACAGUGCCAAUUUGUCAUUAAUUAAUUUUCCAAAAAUGCAUGGAUCUGUUUCUAGUUUCUCUGUUAUGUUCCAUUGCUUUAUUUGGCUCUCCCUUCACCAAUACCAGAUUUUCCUAAUUAUCAUAGCUUUACAUUGUUCUGGUAUCCAGUGGAGCAAAUCAUCCUACUUGAAGAGUCAGACUCCAUGCCAAAUUUCUAUGUGUCAUUUUUCAGGCCCAACCAUAGGCAGUUACAAAGGCCGUACACCUCAUAAAGGAAAGCUACCCUCCCCAUGCCAGACUUGGGGCACAGCCAAUGCAUUGCAGUCUCUGAAGAAAGUUGCAGUCAAGGACUCAGACCCCUGGCCCAGCCAUGCUCUUAGGCGUAUCUGCAUUCCUAGUCCAAGCACCUCUAUUUGGAGGUCUCUUUAUUGAUGGCCUCCUCUAAACAAUUCUGAGACCUUUUUACUGGGAUCAGGAACCUUGAUGCCACUUGUCUUCACUUUCAAUAUUUAGUGCUUCUCCACUCCUAGCCCUUUUCCCUCUUUCUUCUCCCAGCCCUUAGGCCCAUAAAAUGGCUGGAGCCUUUUAUUUAGGUUUCUCAUGGUAGCGAGAUGAUCCCCAUAUCUUUGCUGGUUGUUUUGAUGCUUGCUUGACUCUGUUCCAUGGGUAAGAAUGUAACACUGCAGGAGCCAGCACUUUUUCCUGCUGAGCCUCAUGCUAAUGCUACUGCUGAUCGAAGGCUUGACUGACACCUUAUCAUUUUGGCAUGUUUUAACUGACCACCGCAACACCUGGCAGCUCAGUUCUUUCUGCAUCAGUUCUUAACACCACCUUCUUCUCCUGCUUCAUAAGUGUCUUGGCUGUUCCUGGUUCUUUGCAUUUACAUAUAAAUUUUAGGAUCAGCUGUCAAAUUUGACCUACUCCCUUCUAAAAAAUUACUGGGAUUUUGAUUCAGAGUGUAUUGAAUCCAUAGAUUAAUGGGGAGAAUCAACAUUCUUGCAUGAAUUUUCUAAUUCAUGAACAUAGUAUAGCAUUCCAUUUCUUUAGGGUCCUAAUUUUUCCCAAUAAUAUUUUAUGGUAUUCUGUGUUGGUCUUGAUCAUCUUUAUUAGAUUUAUUUAUAGACAUCUGACAUUUCUUCCGUGUAAUUGUUAGUAGUGUCAUUUUUUUAAAAUUUACUUUCUGUUUACAGAGACUUAGCAUUGAUUUUUAUAUAUUGACUUUGUAGCCAGCAUUCUAAUAACAUAUAGAUAUUUUUGGUCUUUACAUAUACCAUUCGCUAAUAAUGACAGUUGUAUUUCUUCCUUUCAAAUCCUUAUACUUUUUUUCACCCUUAUUACAUUAGUAUGACUUCUACUACCAUGCUGAAAAGAAGUGGUAAUAGCUGGCAUCUUUGUCUGGAAGGUCUGCUGUGACCUUAACUGUAGGUUCCUUUCUCCAGUGACUCAUCUUGAGAUUACCCUUCUCUCAUACCUCCAACAUUUUUGGGACUUGGAUAUUCCAAGCCCGUGCUAACCAUUCACUUCUUUGACUACACUCAGCAGAAGAGAAAUAGAAAGCUGCCAACCUCGUAGACUCAAACGAAAUCAUUUUCCCAUUUGUUACCCUCAGGAAUUGGCUCUUUCCAUCCACAGGUUCCACAUCCAUGGAUUCAACCAACUGUGUAUUGUCAGUAUUCAAAAAAAUAAUAAAAUAAAAAUAAAUAAAUAAAUAAAUAAAUAAAACAGUUAUCUUGAUCCUGAUCUUCAGAACCUGCCUUGCCUGAAAAUUUAACAUUUUUCACACUACCUAUGUGCGAGCCAACCAGCACUAGCUGAGAAGGGUUUCACAUUUUCUUGACUCUGUUUAACUUGCAUAAAAACAAGACUUUAGAACAAGUCUUACUUGAUGGUUGCACAGUUCAUUAAAACAUUUUAGAUUGAGCUCCAUUGAUAGCUGAUUUCUAAAAUAAUGGAACAUUUUUAAAAUACAGUAUAACAACUAUUUACAUAGCAUUUUCAUUAAAUUAGGUAUGAUCAGUAACCUUGAGAUGAUUUAAAAGUGUGUAGGAGGAUGUGUGUAGUUAUAUGCAAGUACCAUGCUGUUUAAUAUAAGGGACCUGUGCAUGCUGAGGUGUCCUGGAACCAGUCCCCAACAGAUACCGAGGAACAACUAUAUACAGUCAGUUCGCAUUACUUAUAGUUAGUUGGGUCCUAUAAUGUUGCUACAAACACUGAAUUAGUGAGUACUGAACUGUUGUUCCUAGAGUUAAUGGGGGGUUAAAUUCCUGUGAGCCUGUAGUCAUAAUAUUUUCAUCAAUCCAUAUGUCAUUUGCAUUGUAAACAUUCGUUCGCCAGCAUCCUUGUAAAACAAGCCAGUCCCAUCAGGGUUUGAAAGCAGCUCUUCCUUGGCUGAGCAGGUGGCUCACACCUGUAAUCCCAGUACAUUGGGAGGACAGGGCAGGAGGAUCACGAGCCCAGAAGUUUCAGACCACCCUAGGCAACAUAACAAGACCCUAUCUCUAAAAGUAAAAAAUAAAAAUAAAUAAGGAAAGCAGCUCUUCCACAUAACCCUUUUCUGUAUAAUACUACACAGAUGUUUUAAAAAUAUUCCAUAGCCUUCUAAUCUUUAGAACCUGUCUUGCCUGAAACUUUAACAUUUUCCACACUAUCAAUGUGGGAGCCAGCCAGCACUAACUUAGAAGGGUUUCAUAUGUUCUUGGGUUUUUUUCUUUAAUUAGGUGUCAUCUCAUGAACUCUCAAUUUUUUUUUUUUUUUUUUUUUUUUGAGAUGGAGUUUCACUCUUGUUGUCCAGGCUAGAGUGCAGUGGCGCAAUAUUGGCUCACUGCAACCUCUGCCUCCCUGGUUCAAGCGAUUCUCCUGCCUCAGCUUCCCGAGUAGCUGGGAUUACAGGCAUGCACCACCACGCCCGGCUUUUUCUUAGCUUCAUCCCACACUGUAGAUGUUGCUUUUUAGCACUUACCCUAGUGACCUCAUGUAUAGAUGACCAAAUUUUCUCUUCCUUUUUCUGGAUGUACCAAAUUGAAUCAUUAACAUUGUAUUUAUAGCCAACAGCACUAUCACUCAUGCAUGAAUGAAGCUUAUCUAACACACCUAUUUUCUCUGUAAGGCACAUGACAGUCUUCUUGCACUUAGGAACACUAGACAGCACUUCACCACUAUAUUUGGGUACCAUUUUAAACAGAAAAAUUACCCCCAAAAAGCACACAAAAAGGGGCACUAGUGAUGCCCCUAAAGGAAACUUGUUGAUGAUAGCUAAAACAAGAAGGCAGAGUGUCCCCUUGUUUGAAUUCUUCAGAUGGUAUUAGUUUCAUAGGGUUGCCAUAAUAGAUUACCACAAACUUGGUGACAUGAAACAACAGAAAUUUAUUUUCACACUGCUCUGGAGGCCAAAAGUCCAAAUUCAGUUGUUGGCAGGGCUGCACUCCAUCUGAAAGCUCUAGGGUACUUCCUGGCCUCUUCCAGAUUCUAGGAAUCCUAGGCUUGUAGCCACAUCACUCAAAUCUCAGCCUUUGUAUUCACACCAGCUUUUGUCUCCUCUGUCUUCUCCUUUCCUAUCUCUUACAGGGAUCCUUCUCACAGGAUUUAGGGCCCACCUGGAUAUUACAGGCUGAUCUCAUCUUGAGGUCAUAAACUUAGUAAUUACCUGCCAAGACCCUUUUUUCAAAUAAGGUCACAUUCACAGAUUCCAGGGGUUAGGACAUAGACAUAACUUUUUGGGGGCCACCACUCAACCUACUGCAGAUGAUAAAUUUUUCUCAGAAAUAAUUAAUACACUUGAGCACUGAAGUUGAAGUUUUCUGGCAAUUAGCAAAAGGGAAAAUAUGUUGUUUUAUAUUGUUUUUUAUUUGCCUAACAAAAGAAAGCAACUAUCUUUGCAGAGGUGAACUUUUUCCUGGAACUAAAUUCAAAUGAACACAUUGCUUGAAUCUAUGUAAAAUAUAUUAAAUAAUACAUAAUUGUCUUCAACUAUAGUUUUAAAAAGAGAAAAAAUGGGUUGGCCGGGCGCGGUGGCUCACGCUUGUAAUCCCAGCACUUUGGGAGGCCGAGGCGGGCGGAUCACAAGGUCAGGAGAUCGAGACCACGGUGAAACCCCGUCUCUACUAAAAAAAAAAAUACAAAAAAUUAGCCGGGCGCGGUGGCGGGCGCCUGUAGUCCCAGCUACUCGGAGGCUGAGGCAGGAGAAUGGCGUGAACCCGGGAGGCGGAGCUUGCAGUGAGCCGAGAUUGCGCCACUGCACUCCAGCCCGGGCGACAGAGCGAGACUCUGUCUCAAAAAAAAAAAAAAAAAAAAAAAAAAAAAUGGGUCAUAGUGAACCUUAAAACAAUCCCACAAAAUCUUGUGUUCUAUUAAAUUACAACACACCUACAAUAUCAAAUCAUAAGCAUACAAUUUUAUCACUUAAACUAAGUGAACACACUUGUGUAGCCCACACCCAGGUCAAGAAAUAAUAUUCUCAGCCUUCCAGAAGCCUUUAUCCCCAUGAUUCCUUGUAACACCAUGAUGAGUUAUGCCUGUUUUUGAACUUUGUGUAUACCAUGUAACUCUUGUGGCUAGCUUGUUUCUUUUGACAUUGUGAGAUGAAUCCAUGCUAUUGAAUAUAGUUUUAGUUCAUUCUCCCAUGAAAUUUCUAACAGUGAAGCAUUUCUACAUGAUGCUAAGAGAGUAUGUUCAGGGAUUUGCUUUAUAUAAUCUUGCUUUUGAUAAUCAAAAGGGUUCGACUUCAAGAAUCUAAAUGGAUGGAAAGUUAAAUGAUUAUCAAGUAGUGUCUCUCAGAUUUCACAUACAUUAAGCAAGUAUUGGCUUAAGAUUCAUGAUUGAAUUCUGUGACAAGUAUCUGUGAUCACAUACUCUUUAUAGCUACCUCAGAUUCUUUUUGUGAUGAUUUAGGGUAUGGAUGUGUGAAUAGAUAGCUAAAAUUUAUUCUUGCACAGCUAUAAAGCCAACCCACUUCAGCAUGAGCAUGAGUAGUAGAGGAAUUUCUGAGUAAAGACAAUUUGUUCUUCAGGAAAAAACUCUGGAUCUUCUAUGUCACAGUUUGGGUGCUUAGUUGGGAUUCCAAACUUCUUUAUCAAAAAGUAGGAAAGCUUCAGCCUGGAAGAUGUUUACAACAAGUUGCACAAUUCAUUAAAACAUUUUAGGUUGAGCUCUAUUGAUGUCUGAUUUCUAAACAAACAUAUUUCCAUUUAUGUAACUACUUCCAAUCUUCCCUUUCUUUCACCUCCCAUAGCACAUUGUUUCUUUCUUAGAACAUUCAUCUUCUCUUUUGCUUUGUUUGUUUUUUUAUUUUGAGCCAGUUUGUCACUCUGUUGCUUAGCCUGGGAUGCAGUGGCACAAUGUCAACUCAAGGCAACUUCCUGUUCCCAGUUUCAAGCAAUUCUCAUGCCUUAGCCUCCUAAGUAGCUGGGACUAUAGGCAUGCGCCACCAUGCCCAGCUCAUUUUCAUACUUUUAGUAGAGAUGAGGUUUCACCAUGUUGCCCGGGCUGAUCUCAAACUCCUGAGCUCAGCUAAUCCACCUUCCAUGGCCUGCCAAAGUGCUAGGAUUACAGGCGUGAGCCACUGCACCCGGCCCUGUUUUACUUUGUAUCUGUCUCUCUUGUCCUGCUCCUUUGAUUGUGAGUUUUUUGACUGCAGGGAUUAUUAUUAUUAUUCUUUAUGGAUUCUUUGCAGCCCUGAGUGUGGCUUGAGAUUGUACAAGUCAUCUUUGGCUAAUUAGGAUCAAUUAGUUUUUUGUCAUGUAACCAACAACCUCACAAAUCUCAGUGGCUUUCAAUAACAAAGGUUUAUUCUUAUUGCACAUCAGUUAAUGGGUCAAUUGCAGCUGUGCAAUACAUUCUUUCUAUUCUAGGACCCAGGCUGGAGGAGCAGUCCUACCUUGAAUGUGCUGCUCUUACAGCAGUAGAAAAAACAGUUGUAGGACUAUGUGAUGGAUUUAAAUUAGCUACUCUGGAGGAGCAUGUCACUUACACUUCAUUAGCUAAAACAAGUCAAAUUACCAAGCCUAGUAUCUGUGGGGUGGGGAAAAUAAUCCUUACAAAGAAGUCAGUGUGUAAUAACAAUACAUAAUCUAUUAUCAAGAUAGCGUAUCUACCCUGAUAGCCAAUAUUUAUGGUAUGCUUUCUAUACCAGGGCUUUUCCUGAAUGCCUAUAUAUAUAUAUUUUUCUCAAUGAACAACAAUGCUAUGAGACAGAUACCUCUAUAUUCCUAUUUUACAGCUGAAGAAGUUGAAGAACAAAGACAUUGAAUAACUUGUCCAAGAUCAUGCAGUUAGGAAAUGGUAGAGCCAGGAAUUGAAACCAGAAGUCUGACUUCACAAUCUUUUCUCUUAACCACAGUGCUGUAUUAUGAGAUUUUUAAUCUGAAGGUUUGUGUCUGUGUACCAUGUUGGGCUUUAAAGAGUCAUGAGGUGUGCUAGUAAAAACUCUAAAAGUGAGAUUCAGGAGCCCUUGGUCUCAUCCUGUCUUUACCUCUGAGUAACCAUAUUACCUAGGCUCAUGCCCCAUACCUGGGCCUCAAUUUCUAUAUCCUUAAAAAUAAGGUAAACAGACCGGAUAUUCUCUGAUACCCCUUCAGCUUUGAAUUUCUUAUAUUUUCUCCAAGUACAUAGUAAAAUACUUUGUUGAUGUUGAUAUGAUGACCUCUUUCAUCUUCUGCUUUCUAUGUUAUUAUCUUCAUAGCAGAUCUUGUAUCAGUAUUGAAUCUCCCCAAUCCUCUUCCUUCUAUUUUACUUCUCCUGUUUUACUUUAAUGAUACUACUACUACUACUACUGUCUACAAUUUAUUGAGACCUACUGUUUCAGAACAGGAAAAUAAACCCAAAGAAAGCUGAAGGAAGAAAGUACUAAAGAAAAGAGCAGAAAUCAACAAAAAAGCAAACAUAUAUCCUCACUUAGAGCCUUCAUAUAUAAAGAGUGUGUUUUAGAUGAUGACUCCUGGCCUUAAACAGGAGGCUGUUUCAAAGCAAGACUUUUCCAGAAGAAGUCCAACACAGAGUGAUGUCCAGGGGACUAAAUAGAAACAUUUAUCAGGGACCCAACACUGAACAAGUUCAUGGGCUUCUGAAUAGUUUUCCCAAGUGAAGGGAGAUCCCCUUUGAAGAAGCGCAACAGACAUUGCCUAAAGCUAAGGAGAGUAUCACUGAUAAAGGAACCUGAGACAUCUGGGAGAAUUUGCUCUGAAAUUCAGUCCUGCCAAUGGUCUGAGAGUGGGAAACCCUCCUUUCAGUUUCCACAUGAUUUUCAACUUCAGCAACUGUAAUAAAACAAGCAGGCUCUCAAUGUAAAGUUAGUGGACAAGUCGUUUUUAUGAAAAUAUCGCUCCCUAUUUAAAAAAGCCUUAACACACCAGCAGCCCUGAUUUAAACACCAGCAUGUCCAAACUGGAGGAAAGCCCUGUGUGUAUCCUCAACAUGGAAAGACCUUCAGUGUAAACCCAAGUCCCAUGAAACAACAGAGAAGCCAUCCUGGAGAGGACUUGCAUGAGAGUAAAGAAUGUGGCAAAAUCUUCAGACCCUGGAUCUUGUCAGACAUCAGAGAGCUCUUGUGGAUAUCUUCAGUGUGGAAAGCCUUCUGUGCGAACUCAGUAUUAUUGAACAUAAGUAAAUUCAUUUUGGACAAGAGCGUUAUCUAUAUUCAUGGGUACAGCAAAGCCUUAAAGUGCUGUGACAGCCUUCUUAAACAUCAGAGAAUCUGCACUGGAGAAAAACCCUAUUGGUCUGAAGAAGAUAGUAAAAGGUUCAUUGUGGUUCAGCUCUGGUCACCCACCAGAGAAUCCACACUGGAGAGCAGCACCAUGAUGAACAUAGUGUGUGAGGGAAGGCCUUUAUUUGGAAGCUAGCACUUAUCAAUCACCAGAAUACCCAUGCUGGAGAGAAAAUUUAUAAAUGUAAAAAUGUAAAAAAGCUCAAUCUUAUACAUCAAAAUCCACACUGGAACAAAACUGUAUGCAUAUGACCAUAGGGAAGCUAACAGUGUUACCUCAUUGCUUAAAGGGCAUCAAGAUUCCCGCAUGGGGAAAAGCUCUUUGUAAAUUACGUGGAAAAACCUUCAAAGUUCAGAUCUUAUCCAGCAUCAGAGUCCACACUAGAUAGAAGCUUUAUGACUUGGACAAAUGUAAGAAAACAUUUUGAUGAACUCAUCCUUUACUAAGCAACAAAGGAUACACAACAAAAAUGAACCUCAAUAAUCAAAUAUGUGGUAGAGAGAUAGUAGAGGAAUUUUUCAGCGUCAUCUGUCAUGAUUAAGGAAAAAACCAUUAAAUAGAAGUGGUGACAAUAAAAAAAAAAAAAAUUAGACCAAAUGCAUAUAAUCACUUUAACUGACAUUAUUUUAUGGAAUUAAAGACAAGUGUUAUUAGAAAAAGAUUAGCAUGUCACUUCAUCGGCAGAGUUGAGGAAUUAAUCUUCUGUGACCAAUCUCUAUGGAUAUUUAACUGUCUUUGAUAUGAUUAACUUUUUAUUUUCUGUAGUAGAGGUAGAGAGUAGAGGUAAGUCUUUAUAACUAAUCACAUAACUAUAACCUGGAUAAUCCAAACAUUAUUGACUAUAUUGUUGUUUGUUUGGAAUUCAUAAUGCUCAUUAAAAUUUUUCUAAGAAUGA
Molecule: messenger RNA, 12195 nt
Organism: Symphalangus syndactylus (siamang)
Lineage: Eukaryota; Metazoa; Chordata; Mammalia; Primates; Hylobatidae
Product: zinc finger protein with KRAB and SCAN domains 8-like
Biological process (GO): regulation of transcription by RNA polymerase II
Cellular component (GO): PcG protein complex; chromatin; transcription regulator complex
Molecular function (GO): RNA polymerase II cis-regulatory region sequence-specific DNA binding; DNA-binding transcription factor activity, RNA polymerase II-specific
Source: RefSeq, a predicted model, not a curated record